Molecule: messenger RNA, 358 nt
Organism: Serpula lacrymans var. lacrymans S7.9
Lineage: Eukaryota; Fungi; Basidiomycota; Agaricomycetes; Boletales; Serpulaceae
Exons: 11
Source: RefSeq, a predicted model, not a curated record
AUGCCUAUGAUUUUAGUAAUGUUGACAUUGGAGGAGGAGGUCAAAUUUGUAUGGUAUUCUCCGUGGACAACCGUGAAAACGUUCUUCUUAAUAGUCCGUUACUUUGCUUUCGGUUGUAUCCUCACCUUCACUACCUUAAAUGUUUUACCUCUGCGGACUACACCGAUAUGUAUCGCGAUUGAAUCGUUUGCUAUUAUCAGUGUUGUACUAUUGUCCUUCGUCGAAGUUAUCCUGCAGAUACGGUUAUUCGCUCUAUAUAAUAAUGACAAAAGAGUGGUAAUCCCCGUCAUGAUAUCAUUUGUCAUGAUGGUGUUUGCUCAGUUGGGAAUGGCUAGCUACGAAGUCUAUUUCAACAAUC